AUGGCAGCUAUGAGACUAGUCAUGCGAGGCUUCUUGGUGAAAUUAUUAAAUGAGAGGCAUCUGCAAUUAGAAACUGCACUGCAGUCUUGUCACUUACACCCAAGAGCUGAUUCCUCCCUAGGAAUGAGAAAUCACACAAUGGUGACUGAACUCAUCCUUCUGGGAAUCCCUGAGACAGAGGGCCUAGAGACAGCCCUUUUAUUCCUGUUCUCCUCAUUUUAUUUAUGCACCCUCUUGGGAAAUGUGCUUAUCCUUACAGCUAUCAUCUCCUCCACUCGGCUUCACACUCCUAUGUAUUUUUUCUUGGGAAACCUCUCCAUCUUUGACCUGGGUUUCUCUUCGACAGCUGUUCCCAAGAUGCUGCUCUGCCUUUCGGGGGACAGCCAUGCUAUCUCAUACGCGGGCUGCGUGUCCCAGCUUUUCUUCUACCAUUUCCUAGGCUGUACCGAGUGUUUCCUCUACACAGUGAUGGCCUGUGACCGCUUUGUUGCCUUAUGUUUUCCUUUGAGAUACAUGGUCAUUAUGAACCACAGGGUGUGCUUUAUGUUGGCCACAGGGACCUGGAUGAGUGGCUGUGUUCAUGCCAUGAUCCAAACCUCCCUCACCUUCCAGUUACCUUACUGUGGUUCUAACAAGGUGGGCUAUUACUUCUGUGAUAUUCCUGCAGUGUUACCGCUAGCCUGUAAGGACACAUCCUUAGCCCAGAGGGUAGGUUUUACAAAUGUUGGUCUUUUGGCUCUCAUUUGCUUUCUCAUCCUUGUUUCCUAUACUUGCAUAUCAAAAAUCCGCUCAGCAGGGGGCAGGCAACGAGCCUUCUCCACCUUCAGCGCCCACCUCACUGCAAUCCUUUGUGCUUAUGGGCCAGUCAUCAUUAACUAUCUACAACCCAAUCCCAGUGCCUUGCUUGGUGCCAUCAUUCAGAUAUUGAAUAAUCUGGUAACCCCAAUGUUGAAUCCACUAAUCUAUAGCCUUAGGAAUAAGGAUGUAAAAACAGCCCUGAGGAAUGUAUUUCCCAAGAAAAACUUUGCUCUGGGAAAUAAAUGA
This is a messenger RNA of Piliocolobus tephrosceles (Ugandan red Colobus), 1044 nucleotides long. RefSeq names its product putative olfactory receptor 10D4. Gene Ontology annotation, biological process: G protein-coupled receptor signaling pathway. Gene Ontology annotation, molecular function: olfactory receptor activity; G protein-coupled receptor activity. Gene Ontology annotation, cellular component: membrane. Lineage: Eukaryota; Metazoa; Chordata; Mammalia; Primates; Cercopithecidae. The record is from RefSeq and is a predicted model, not a curated record.